AUGCUAAUGGAUUUCCUUCUAAUUGGACUGUACCUAAAGUGGCCGCUGAAGAAGCCCCCUGGGUUGAUACUGUGUUCACUGGGCAUUUUUCUGAGAAUGGUUCCCUUGGUGGAGGGGGUCUGUCCAAGGCUGUGCCGCUGCGACAGCAAGCUGCUGUACUGCGAGGGGCUCAACCUCACAGACAUUCCCCGCAAUCUGAGCAGUGCCAUGGGCCUGUCCAUGAGAGAGAACAACCUGACCGAGCUGCGUGAAGGCCAACUGAAUGGUUUGUCACAGCUCACCUGGCUCUACUUAGAUCACAACAACAUUGACAUUGUGGAGGAGGCUGCAUUUGACAGGCUUAGACGUGUGAAGGAGUUAGACCUGAGCAGCAACCGGAUUGAGAGUCUGCCAAAUGGCACCUUUAGGCCCCUCCCAAACCUACGUAUUCUGGACCUCUCAUACAACAGGCUGCAGGCUCUAGAGCCCGACCUGUUCCACGGCCUUAGAAAGCUCAGCAAUUUGCAUUUACGCUACAAUGCUCUGAAAUUUGUGCCAGUGCGGAUUUUUCAAGACUGCCGGAGCAUGCAGUUUCUGGACUUGGGAUACAACCAACUACAGAGUCUGGCUCGAAACUCCUUCGCUGGCCUCUUCAAGUUAACAGAGUUGCAUCUUGAGCACAAUGACCUGGUUAAAGUCAACCUAGCCCACUUCCCUCGCCUCAUCUCCUUACGUACUCUAUACAUGCACAACAAUCAUGCUACAAUUGUUGUCAAUACCCUGGACUGGACAUGGCAUUUUUUAGAGAAGAUUGACCUGUCUGCUAAUGAAAUCGAGUACAUUGAGCCACAUGUGUUUGAGAGUGCACCCAACCUCAAGGUUCUAAUGCUGGACUCCAAUCGUUUGACCUCUGUGGACCAGCGGAUCCUGGAUUCAUGGUCAUCUCUGGACAGCAUUACCCUGGCAGGGAAUGACUGGGAGUGCACUCGCAACAUGUGUGCCUUGGCCUCCUGGCUGAGUGCCUUCCGAGGCCAGCGUGACAAUUCCCUGCUGUGUUCAAGCCCCGACACUGCACAGGGCGAGGAUGUGUUGGAUGCUGUCUAUGCUUUUCAGCUAUGUGAGGUUCCCCCAAUGGAAGUAACUACAGCAGGCCUGUACACCUCUACAAGGGAUCUGGUCCAGGGUGGCUCUGUGUUCCUAGGCCCAUUUACUCAAAACCCUUAUGAGGGUGAGGGCAGUGAAGUGGUCACCAGUUCUUUCACUGUCACAGUGGGCCAUGAUGACCUGGAGAGCACCAUGCAGAUUCAUAAGGUGGUGACUGGCACCAUGGCCCUCAUCUUCUCCUUUCUCAUCAUAGUGCUCAUGCUGUAUGUAGCAUGGAAAUGCUUUCCUGCCGGAAUAAGACAACUGAGGCAGUGCUUCAGCAGCCAGCGUCGCAAGCAGAAGCAAAAGCAAAGCAUGCAGCAGAUGGCUGCAAUUUCCACUCCGGAGUAUUAUGUUGACUAUAAACCCAACCACAUUGAGGGAGCUCUGGUGAUCAUCAAUGAAUAUGGCUCCUGCACUUGCCAACAGCAACCUUCUCGGGAAUGUGAGGUGUGA
Limanda limanda (common dab) is the source of this 1578-nucleotide messenger RNA. It is a transcript of the gene lrrtm1, whose product is annotated as leucine rich repeat transmembrane neuronal 1. NCBI's taxonomy places the organism in Eukaryota, Metazoa, Chordata, Actinopteri, Pleuronectiformes, Pleuronectidae. The record is from RefSeq and is a predicted model, not a curated record. Gene Ontology annotation, molecular function: protein binding. The transcript has a single exon. Bases 1 to 1578 code for a protein of 525 amino acids.